AUGGAGGCUGAAGCUUCUGCCAAAGUGAAAUCUCAUCACGACGAAGCGUUUCGGUGAGUGCGCAUCACGUUUCAAUCAACCCUUCAUCUUUAUAGCUUAUUAAACUUAUCAGCUGACAUGUAACUUGAAGAAAUUGAAGCUUGUCGAAAACAGCAUUUAUUUUUAUUUGAAUUUACGUUUAUUAGGGUAACAGACUACUUAUUAGAGAAGCUGUGAAUUUACACAUGUCAUUAUAUUUUAUUUAAUAGAUGUUUGUUUUUAAUAAUUAGCUACAUUAACGAGGCACUAAAAUUUGAUGAACAAGGAAAGAAAAGAAAAGCACUUGAGUUGUAUCAUAAAGGUGAGAAAUGUUUCUGAAAUAACUACCAGGCUGCGUUUUGGUGACCUAAACUCAACAUUCACUUUGAAAGUACCCUGCCCCGCAGAAGGAACUAAACUUCUGGUUCAGUCUCUCUGUGAAACAGGGCCGAAAUCCUUGUUCUGGGCUCCAAUCAGUGUACCAGGAUUUGAGGACGCACAAUAAUUUAUUUACCUUGUAAAAAAACUUGAAACGUAUAUUAAUUCGUUGAGUCUGUUGGGGGCCCAGAACGUGGGUAUUGGUGCUGCUUCACAGAUGUUAGUAACUGGGGAUAGAUUACAUCUGCAAUGCAGGUUAUAUAGCUACAUUGAAAGUGCCAGCAGUUUCUUUUUCACAGGCUUGUUGUCAACAAUGGUCAAUAAUUAGGUUCAAUUUCCGCCACCCUCGAGCUUGAUACUAUUAUUUUGCAAGAUCAUUGGUUUGUCCACGGUUUUCAUUAAGAAUUCUUGUAGCAGGAGAAAGGUGUGAUUUUUGUGAUUUUACAGGAGAUUAUUUUGAAAGAGGUUCCACAUCUGAAUGAAAAUAGUUAUAGGCUACCGAACAUAAUAGGCGGAGAAUUCUGCAUAGUAAACGGAGAAAUCUCUGAUCUCCAAUACGUAAUGAACACCCUGUUUGUCUUUUUGGUUUUUAGAGCAUUCAAUCCAACACACCUUUCCAGAUAUAUAUAAUAGUUAAUUUCUAGUGCAAGGAAAACUGAAAGCGAGGAUUCAGUACCUACCCUAUGUAUAAUUUCCCUUUAUAGAGUGUCCACAUAUUAUAAUAUUGAUGGUAAGCAGGUUAGGAGUCAAGAACUGACAGCAGUUUUGACUCAUGUGGCAUGGCUUUUGCUUCUCCUGUAUUCACUUUCCAUGCCUCUUUUAUCCUCAGUUUAUGUAACUGAAAAAAAAGAAAAAUGUACCUAGACCACUAUGUUCAAACUUUUGAAAUUUUUAUGAUUGUUAGGCCUUCGUAGUCUUGUAGUUGGCCUGAGUGUGUUUUGCGGUGGUUCUGGACCAGAAAGGCAAAGAGCCAAAGAAAUGCAGAAGAAGAUGAAAUCGUGAGUAUAGCUGUCAGAUAAUGAAAUCAGAAAAGAUGACCAUUAGUGAUCUAAGGUCUUGAAUUUUAAGCAAAAAAUUCCCCUCUUCUGAUAUAUUGUCAGUUAUGCAUUAAAUUAAACAAAAUGAUCAAAAACACUAGGCAUGUCAGAUAUUUAAAGGCAAACUGAUUGGGUCCUUGAUCUCUCACAGGGCCAAGGAGCAAGUGAAAGAGAGAGUAGAAGCUAUAACUGCAAGCUUGAAUGCUCCAUCAGCUCCUAGUGAAGAGGUUGUUGAUGGUUUACAUCAAAAUGGACAUUCAGAAAGGCCAGAACAACCAGAGGAACAAGAAAAACCAUGGGAAGAUGUCAAGGAACUUUUGGUCCUGGAAAACAGUAUGUCUUAGCAGUAAUAAUUUAUUGUUCUGACUAUGUUGAAUAGGUGAACAGUAACCUUGUGCCAAAAUUGUCGUUCAUGAUUUAAGGUAAAGGUAAAGGUGCACAUGAGCCAAAGGCCCAAACGGCUGAAGCUUAUUUCGGUUUCCUUAGCAUGAAGCAUGUGUAGGAGUAUUGCUUCUCUCCCCUGGAUGGGAUGCUUAGUCCAUCGCAGGGUUACCCCCCAGCAGUAUGUCACUGGUACCAAUUUAUACAUCUGGGUGAAGAGAGACAUAGUGGAGUAAAGUCCCUUGUCAAAGGAAACAACACGACGCGUGAGACAUGAAUUCCGGACCUCCAGAUCUGGAGUUUGAGGUGUUAACCACCCGGCCACACACGCCUCCACUAUGUGAUUUAAAAUGUAUGCAAAAAGGUCAAACAGAAUAAAUCCAAUAAAAUAUUAAAAUGUCUAUUAGUUUGACACACAAAUAUUCAUUUUGUGUUCAUUCCGGCUAUCACAGUGUGGAUCCUCUUGAAAGUGUUUGGCCUUAAUUCCUGCUUCGCUGGUGGUUGGGCUAUCAUUUUUGACAGCCCCAACAAAGGUUUCUCCAUCUUUUCCUGUUCUUUGUUGCUUGAACUACAGGAUGAAUAAGAAUAGUCAGAAAUAAUUUGUUACUGCUUACAAUCAUUGUUUGUAUUAUUUCCAUAAUAUUGUAGGUGUGAGAAUGUUUUUUGUGAGUGACCAAGGACACGUCACAACGCUUUCUCAGCCACAAACACUCCACGCUUUUCAGUUUGUCAACUACAAGCCAGGUACAGUCUUUCUCUACCUUAUCAAAAUAAUGAAACACAUUGUGUAGGAUUUGCUGAAUAUGUUAUAAAAAGGCCUUUUAACUAUUUAAUAUUUUUUCUUCCAGGUUCUCAGGAGGCACCAGCAUUCCUUCAGUGUGGUGGCUGGAUGUUCCCCAUGGUUCCUGGUAGAUCUCCUGUCCUUAAUACUGAACCUCACACAUACAUGUUUCCAGACAUCACAAUUGAUCCUUCCUCCCCUACAUCUUCAAAGCCACGACCACAGAGGGCCUUUGCUUCAGUUGGACUGAUUUUAAACCCCAACAUCUCCUCCAUAGAAUUGCAACGCUUUGAAAGAAUUCUGAAGUGCUAUACAGAUUUCCACCAUUAUACUCCUCCUAAGGACUUUGAACAGGAGAUCCGAGAUGUGCCUGUACAAGACGAUCAAAUGAGAGAUGAUAGCAGACCGUCAGCAGCAACUACCACUACUGUUACUGAUGAGGUGACAGGACCUUCCAUGGCUGUGGCAGUCAGACCAACUACGGAUGUAGUACCAGCUGAUUCUGAGGUCAGGUUUUGGAGCAGAUGAAAAUGUUAGGUUAAUGUAAAAGUUUCUUGAGGGUAGAUUGGUAUCUCUGGAUAUGGAGACACAGGGUUCAAAAUUGAAACCCAGACAGUCGUCUUGUAUAUGGUACAGGUCAAAUUUGAGUUCAAGUUAUAAUUGAUUCUCAAUUACCUUUGUCUUCUAGGGCUUGGAGACAAUGGAAAAUGAAAACCUUCAUUGUAGGUUAAAUCAAAAUUAACCUGAAAUCAAAUUUGACCUGUAACACACAUGUAUACAUACAAGUAGUUUUUUACAAAUCUCUGCAGACCAGUUUUGAGUACUUUUAGCAGGGCUUAGCCCUUCAACUCUCACACCUACUGUUGAAUAGGGCACCCUAAGGGUCUCUCAUUCUACUUUAAUCCUACUGAUCAUAUUUUGUUUUUGUAAUUUUAUCUUAAAUAGUCUUCAUCCUGGGGAAGAAAGGUCUCUAUGGUAUGUACUAGCUAGUACAGCUUACAUAAUUAUUGUCUUUGGAUUCACUUUUAAAAUAUGUAGUUAACAGAGUUAAUAGUACUUACCAACUAGAACAAAGUAAAAAGCAAAAAAAAAAACAUGAAUUUAUAUCUCCCUCGUGUUUUAGGGUAUUGAGAUUGGUGCAGAACUUGUCGCAUGGGGCCUUACAAAAGGAGCGGAAGUAGGAAGUCACUUCAUGCAUAAGGUUUGUUAACUCUGUUUCUUCCCUGGUUGUAACCUGUGAACAAGCCCUUCAUUUUGUAUGGUAAAGGAAGCAAGGUAGAGGGCAUGACAAAGCUGUGAGAGGUGGUUUUCUUUCCGCUGCCCCUUCCUCUUGCUUCUCCUCAGUUUCAUGUGGCCCUCGUGCAUGAGUUCCGUCAAAGCAGUUGUAGCAAACUAAUAAUCAAUUUUGAACGUUGAAAGAUUCUUUUGAGCUUGAGGUCAAUAAAACCACUAAAAAAUGUUGGUCAGUACAACAUUUACUUUAUGGAAAAGAGAACUUUUUUCUUCCUGGACCAAAGCAGAACCCUAACCUUGAGAGGGCAAUAUACCAAUAGGCUGAUAUAGCCUGUUCCUGUAGCCAAUCAGGUUGCAGGAUUUAAUUCAUCUUGCCCACUCGUGAAGCCAGUCAUACAUGACUUGUAUGAUAAAUCAGGGUUUCACCAUGCUUGAUUACCAGCUGUUCAGGCAGGUCUGCUUUUCAUUUGCUGAUUGAGUGACUGGUAAUCCGGCUAAACUAGUUUUCACUUUAUAGUGUAUCUGGGUGAAGUCUUUGACAAACAUUGUGACCAUUCAAAUGAAGACUUUGAGCAGUUCUCUUUUUUUUGUUACUGGGCUCACACUCGUAUUGUUUAAUUUUAUUGUUUUUUAUUUGAUAGUCACUAGCCAAAAUUUGUAUUCCCUUUAGUUAAAAAUCCCAUCUCUUCCACUUAGCUUUUUACGUGUAUGGCUAAAGAGUUGAGCUAAAUUUAAUGGCUACCCAGAAACUUGUAAUCAAUGCACUUUUCUGUAAUCCAAAACUUUUCCAGGGUUCGGCUAAACUCAGGGAAAAUCUAAAGCCGAACCAAAAACCAGUGGAAGUUAAAGAAGAAACUCAAGACAACAUUCGACAAAUCAAGAAUGUUGCAGGUAUUGUUUAUUCUUCUCCGCACAAAAAUUAGUUAUUUUCUCUUAGGGUUUGGUUAAGCCUGUUUCUCCCACGGACUUUGAGAGGAACAUAAAAUUUCUGCAUUGUCAAUUUUGAUUCUGUGGACUUAAUCCUCUGUUGUAGCUGACUAUUUCAACGGAACCUCUUCAGUAGUACUUUCACGGCAAACGUUUCAGUCUGUGGAUAAAAUACUAUGCUGUUGCCAUUCAAAGGAAACCAUUCUGAGUCUCCCACAGUACUUUUAGAUGGCAUUAUUCAUCGAAUAUAUAUAGUUCUAACUUCUGAGUGCCGGAUGAAAUCCGCGUGGGACUAUUCAAACGAACCUCCUUGGCACUGAUUUAGCCGCUCUAUUUCCUAAACAAUUUGGAGCGGACUUCUCAAGGUUUAAGCUGGAUAGCCUGGAAUGAAUCAUUUUGUUCCUCUUUGUUUCUUCUGUAGGUAUGGCCUGUCAAGUUAGCGGUGCUGUUGUCUCAGCAGUUUCAGCUAUGACAAUUGAGUUGGGAAGAAGACUCGCGCCGGUUAUCGUGGAGAAAGGAGGGAAGGUUUGUCUAACAUCAUGUUUGUUGUUCUUGUUCUAUUUAAAUGUCAUCUCGUUAACUAAUAACUUGGGUUGAGGAUGGAGCGCCUGUACAUUGUCGUACGCGUCCCCAAGUAUUGGCCUCUCGGCAGUGGUUUAGGUAAUUAAGACCUAAGAAUUGUUAUUUUCAAGAUGAUUAUUCUUUAAAAGGUUCAGUGUAAAACGUUAGGGAAAACAGCAUGUUUCGUGAACAGUGAACAGUGACCCGUGAGUUGUUGUGUUCUGUUUUUCUCUCAGGUUUUGCCUGAAGCUGUGAAGAAAAAAGACGAUGUUGACGGCUCCUCAACAAUGAACGAAGUAGUAAAAGUCGCAGUUAGCGGUGCGAGAGGUACAACUGAAUUUAGAUUUAAAAAUGAAAGACAUUAAUUCCGUUAACUUCAGAGAGAUGAAAGCUGUCAAAGUAAGCAACCCGUUCCCCAUCACGCGGAAACGUGUGCUACGCAUGAAAAAUGGCGGGAAAACCAUGCUUGAUCUCGUUGUACUGUGCCCUUCACUUUUGCCGCAAUGCAAUCGCUCUGUUCACCUCUCUGGUGUUGGCUGAAGAAUUCGUAUGCUUCCAUGGAAAUGCUUGUGUGGAAUUAGCAAUUUUAUCAUGUUCUUUUGUUUGUCACGUAGGAGCAGCGACUGUGUACUUUGGUCUUGAAAACUCCUGGAAAAUUCUGUACAAGAACCUUCAAUAUGCUACAGUGGAAACUAUAGAUCACAAGUGAGUUAAAACAUACUUUAAUUAUUUAAAAUAAUAAUAAUAAAUGUUACCGAAAAAGAGUGCUUGAGUUUUGUAAAUAGAUCGAUUAUCACAUCCCAAGGAUAACCCACCCUUCCCGGCCCCAUCAUAUACUAUAAAGCCUCCUCUUUUCCAAUACGUUCCCUUUUUUGAGGAAAAAGCGUUUAGUGACGUGUUGAUUGUUGCGGUUCCAGAUAUGGUUCCCAACUCAGUGAAGCUACAAACAAUGCUAUGGGAGCCGCAGGAUAUGCCUUACAGGUAAAGAAACGUAACAAAAAAUGAUUUUUGUUGUUGUUUACCGCCUUGGAGCAAGCAAAAAAAGUAUUAUGCUUUACUCAACUUUUCUUCCUUUUGUUUCCUUGCAGACGUGGUGGAAUGUGGACAACAUAGGGAUCAAGUGAGUAUCCGAAAAGCUCCGCACCGGCCUGGCAACGUGUUGCACCGUUUUGACACAUCACAGACCAGGCAACGUGUUGUUGCAGCGUUCUGUCGCGGGCACCACUUGCAGCGAGCGACAUACCCGGAAAAGUUUUCGCAGGGACAAGAUUUCGUUGAAGCGAUGGGUCCCAUAAGUUCCAACUGGUUUGAUUUUUGUGCGCUCGAAUGUAUAGACAAAAUUUAAAUCAACCCAUUUUUGGCCGUGGCAUCCUUGUUCCCACAAUAUUCGUUUCAAUAUCAAACAAACCAAUAGAAAAGAUACUUUCCUACGAUCCUUGAUCCUUACAACAGUACACGUGAGAGAUUGUCUAUAAUUUUGGUUUUGCUGAUGCACUAGCUGUUACAACACUGUAUUUCCCGCUAACUUCCUCGCAGGCAUCAGUGUCCUGUUUUAAGAAUAGGUAGGAGAAUGGAGAGAAAACGGGAAGUGACCAUUUUUCCUCCUCACUUUUUCUUUUCUCCUAUUCUCCGUCUCAGACCCCUCUCGGUCAGUGUAACCGGUACAGAAGGAUUUGCCUGCGGAGGUGGCUCAUUUCGCGCAAGGCAUCUUGUAAUGUUUUUAAUGGAUGAUAACAUACUAACAGUAACGAAAAUAACCCUGAAAUGUCGUUUAACUAUUUCCAGUGUUAUUGGUUUCUCUUCAUAACAUUUUUGUGAUUACUUGUGCUGUUAUUCGUGGUUGAAAUGUGUGUUAAUUGGUUUCUUGAUCAGUGCUAUACACGGAGAAGUACUCUUGUGACGCAGUUUAUCGUUUUUAGGGCCCUCGCAAAGAGAACCGCCAAAGAGACAAGUAAAGAAGUGGUCAAAGAAGCAGAAAAGAAAUACGUAACAAAUGGAAAACAACAGGAGCAUUGAACUGUUAUAUAAUUAUAAUGUGAAGUAAAUUGACUGAAGCAUAAGUGCUCACUCGAUCUUUUUCACUUUUUUGUAGGGAUGGGAAUAUACAUAUCAUGAUUUCACUAAAACUAUCACACUACGAUCACCCAUGGCCAUGGGGGCCACAUGUUUGAAAAUGAUUCGAUGAUACAAUAAUUUGAAAUAAUGUACUCAAUAACGCUGUUUGUAAGAGGUUGAAGAAUAGCAAUAGUGAUUGGCUUGUUAAAUGAAGUGGUGCAAUACUUCAAGGAAGAAAACACCAGAAACAAAUUGUUCAAAGGGAAUCAAUCAUUUUUGUACAAUAAAAUAAACAC
Molecule: messenger RNA, 7667 nt
Organism: Porites lobata
Lineage: Eukaryota; Metazoa; Cnidaria; Anthozoa; Scleractinia; Poritidae
Source: the annotation of a GenBank genome assembly